This is a messenger RNA of Trichobilharzia szidati, 9516 nucleotides long. NCBI's taxonomy places the organism in Eukaryota, Metazoa, Platyhelminthes, Trematoda, Strigeidida, Schistosomatidae. The record is from the annotation of a GenBank genome assembly.
AAUUAAUUGGCGGAGUUUCGAAGGUCUUGUUUUUUGUUUACGUUCGACACAAGGAUGCCAGGACGGAUAAAUCGAAUUACUUUUCAACCCAAUCAGCGUAACUUAGUCCAAGUGUAUACAAAUCUACCUCCUGGUAUUGACUCAAAAGUUACCGCCUAUCUUAUUCUUAUAAUUCGCUUGUUUCGUCCAACUUCAUCGUAUAUUGGUUCACGUUGUUCAGAGGCGACAAACACUGCUUCAAAUCAUAUUUAUGUACAAGUUCGUUGGUGGGGUGAACCAACCGGUGGAAAAUGUGCCAUUUUUUAUCCUCGAUUAGCACAUAAAGUUGGACAUAAACAAACAACUUGCACUAAAGCUCGUUAUAAAAUCACUGUUCCUCUGGAUCGAUUUAGUGCUUAUCUCAAAGAUAUGCGUGAACUACGCCUAGAUGUUAUUGACAGUCGUCAUCAGCGUAUUAUUGGACGUGGACGAUUAGAUCGAAUUGAUCGUCUAACUUCGACAACACCAAUCGAUGCUAUAUUACCUGUUAUCAAUGAAGUUGGUGAAAAAUUGGGUGAUUUAAAUCUUUCAUUAAUGAUUGAACCUGUACUUUCUUCAAAUCCUAAGCCUAUAAUUACACGUUUCAAUUGGAAAAAGGAAGACAAUCAACGUCUGUCCAGCAAUGCUGAUGAUAAUGUUACCAAUGUUGGCGAUAAUAAUGAUGAUAACAAUAAUGAAAGUAUAUCUGACGAGAAUGGGAAAGCUCCUCUUCAACCACCACCGCCUAGACAGGAAAAGACAUUCACCUGUAUAAAAAGUGAUCUGAAUGAUACGAAGGAACAGGAAAAGAAUUCAGUGCAAUGUAAACAAGAACAUUCAACUGGUGAUGGUGGUGAACAUGCUGUUGACUUAGAUAUUGGUUCACUCGAUCAAAAUCAUCAUCAUUAUCACUAUCCUAUAUCUCAUAAAAUUGAUAAUUUAUUUGAAAAUCCAAAUAAUUAUCGACAAGAUAAAAUUGAAAAUCAUCAUGCACAGAUGAAUAAUGCUCAUGACAAUUUAUCAAUUAAAGGAAAUAAAGUUAACCUUGAAAGGGAAGAAUUACUCUCGGUUGCACUAGAGAGAAGUAAACACCUACGCGAAACUCUAAGUUGUUCAUCGUUAUAUACUCAACGAGAUAAUUUUCGGGAUCAUGAUGAUGUUGUGAAUUUGACAAAAGAAUCCCGAUGGACUGUUGAUGAUAAUCGGAACUCUUCAAAUGGUUUACUGCAGAAUAGGUCACUUCAUCAUUCUAGUCCAGAUUUAAGAAGUUUUGUAUUCCAUGAGUCCGUGGUUGCUAAAGGCAAUACUAAUUCAAGUCAUGAUCAUCAUUGUCGUGAGCAUGACCACCUGUCACCGGUGAAAUUCAACUCGAAAUCAAAUAAUUUAAGUAUAUUAAAAUAUCUAGUUGAUAAUGAAGCAAUCGAUGAUUCUGUCUACGACACUACACAUCAUCACCAACGUCAUCAUUAUCCUCAUCAUCACAGUCAUCGUCAAUGCGAGUAUGACGAUUGCGAGGAGACUGGAUUCAACAAUACACAUGAUUAUGCAUUGUUAAAGAAAAAGGCAUUACAGCGUAUGAAUUCAGGAUAUAUUAAAGAAGAUGAUAAAUUAAUUGAAGAUUUACUAUAUAAUAAAGAGAAUUCCACUGAUGAAAAUGAAGAGAUGAAUACAAGAAAUUCAUUGAAGCAUUCAAAUAAUUUACAGUCAAUGAAAGACAACGUGUCAAGAAAACAAACUAUGAAAGAACAAUGUGAUUCAAAUUCACCGAGAUCUGGUUGUUCUUUAAAAGGAGCUAAAUUACACUUCAAGUGUUUACGAUUAUUCAAAGCUUAUGCAGAAAAUCUAAUAUCCAGCAUUAAAUCAUCACCAAAGCCGCUGAAUCAGUCUAAACUACCACCAGCAUCACAACCACGUGGUUUUGGUGGUGGUGCUGUACUGCCAACAUGUGCUGUCAUUCGUAGUGCUAGUAGUUGUACAACUGGAACAUGGACUACAACCAGUUUUACAUUGAUGUCAGAGUUAUCUAAUCACCGGCAAUCUGAUAUAAUGUCAAGUAAAGAAGGUGAUUCAUUUGUCAAUUUCUUUUGUUCAACGAGCAGUAACCAUGACAACACCAAUAAUCCUUACAUAUUUGUCAAUUUGAACAAUACCGACAAUUCUAAUACUGAUACUGGUAAUCAAGAUAAUCAUAUUCGAAUAAGAUUGUUCUAUUUGUCUAAUCCAAUAAUGGAGAGCGAUGAUAUAACCCAAUGGGAAUCAGAGAUGAUUGGUGUAAAUUUCGUCAAUCCAGAUGAAAUACGUUCAAUUGUCUUAUCAAAAAAUCAUUUAAAUUCAACCAAUCCAACUACUCGCCUAUUUAUUCAUUUAUGCUCUGGUCAGAAGACUAAAACGGAUAGUCCAAAUGUGAUUGGUCGGUUAGAAUUUGAAUUGGAACCGGUAUGGCACACUACACCUAUCAACCAAUCAAAAGUCAACCUUAUGUUAAAAGAUCAGCGAAACACGGAACAAAGCCAUACAAUUGUUAGAAAUGAUAAAGUUUAUUCAUCAGGUGAAAAUUCAGCGGUUAAAAGACACGAUUUCAACAAAUCCUCACUGUUGCCAUCCUCAUCACAAGACAACAAUACUCACAUUAUGCUAGAGACAAUAAUAUGCAUAAAAGAAGGUAAAGAAUUGAAAUUCUCGAACACUCAUCAUAAUCAAAAGUUAUUCACAUCAAAAUAUACACCUACACCUAGAUUACAAAAUAAAUCUGGUAUACUAGUUGAACACAGCUAUUUAAUUGUACGCUUACCAUGGUGUGGAUCGAUGAGUAAUAACAACAAGGCGCCGCAGUUAAAUUCAUCAACAAUGAAUUUAGAUCAAUUUCACUCAAAUGUUGCCUGGCUGAGUGGAGCAUGUCCACAGUAUGCAUUCAAUGUACGAUCUCAAUGUUUAUUUCAUCAAGAAUCACUGUCACGAUUGAUGAAAUCAUCAAUUGUCAUAGAAGUAUGGUCUAAAUGGAUGAGUGGUUUACCUGAUCAUUUAAUUGGUCUGGUAAAAAUUCCUACAGAAUGUAUAGUUAAAUUAUAUGCACACUAUGAUAUGAAUACUUCACAAAUAUGGUGGCAUUCAAAUAGUGUAAUACAAAGUCUACUGAAAGCACAACAUCCAAUGAUUCCUGUAGAUUCAUGGCUCCCAAUUACUGACCCAUUCUCAGGCAGUGAAUGUGGUCAACUGCAUAUCCUUUUGGCGGUUGGAACACAAGAACAAAUAAAUACGUUUUCAUCUGUUCAAAACUUAAAAUAUAAUAUUGAUAAUGUGUACAUGAUGAAUCAAGAGAUGACAGGUACUGGUAGUGGUGGUGGUACUUCUGGUAUUCUCAAACAGGCGGAACACUGUUCAUCCAUUGAUGUUACAGUUGAACAUAGAAUCAGCAUAACUAUUGAACAAUUGAGAGAUUUUGAUCCACGUAUCUCAUUGAAACAUGAUCCACAUUUCGAUGGAUCUGUACCAUGGGGUGAUUUAGAUUGUUUUGUUCAAUACUUUUUCCCAAUAGAUACAAAAGCUAAAUGCUUAGCCAGUUAUCGUACAUCAGUUCAAAUGCUCAAUAAACCGAGUAAUAACAGCAAUAACAACCAUGGCAACAAUAGUCGUUCUCAAAUUGAAAAACAAUUUAUCUCCUGUGAAUUCAUUCCAACUGUUAGUUCAUCAACAGCUGACGGCGACGAUGAUGGUGUUGAUACACAAGGCCAUAUAUCAUUACGACGCAGGCCAGGGAAAUCACCAUCCUAUUGGAAUCAUACGCAUAAAUUAUGCUUGAAUACAAAAAUCACAUCAGAAUCACAAAAGGAUGGUGAUGUUGACUGUGUAGAUUUGAUGAAGACAAAAAUUGAAAACGAAUUUCUUCAAUGGAUUUUAGAUAUGUUAACUCGUGCAGAUUUUAAAAGUAAUAAAUUAGAUUUAAAACGUGGUUUACUAUUUGAAAUUUGGUUACGUAUCUAUUCACCGAAUCUACACGAUUGUUUAGCAGCCAAAGGAUAUAUUCCAGAGGAAUUAUUUUAUACUUUAAUUAAUCGAAACAGAAUCAGCACAUCUUCUGAUGAAAAUAGCCAACAUAAUCAUCAGACACUACGUUUCUCGAUUGAUCUAUUCGAUGUUAAUAGUAAUAGUAGCUGUUUAAAUGGAAGGCUACAAAUUAGCAUGGAUUAUUGUUAUAACAUUAUCAACCAGUCUGAAGACUUUGAUAGAGGAACACAAAUCCAACCGUCUAGUAGUAUACAAAAACCAACUGCACUACUCUCUAAUCCUGUUGUUGUACAUCAUUCAACGAAUCCAGUAUUAAUUCUACCUAGUAAAACACAAUAUAAUCAUCGUAUUCAAAUAUGCCUAGAUGAAAUCAACUUGAUGAAGUCAAAGUCUAGGUCGACUGGCAAUGAUCAGUUCACUUCCCUUGGGAAUAAUUCUUCACUUCAUCUACGUGUCCAUUGUGUACUGCUUAUCCCAGUAGCUGGAUCAAAUUCUUCAUCAGUCAAUCCAUAUUAUCUUCAUGUGAUCAAAUCAACAAUCAGUCAACCUAUAUAUAAUUCAUUAUAUGCAAAUGAGUUGAAUUGUAAAUUAGAUGUACAAUUGCCAUCGUCAUGGCUAAUCGCUUAUCAACAUCGAAAUCCUAUCCCCCAUCAUCAACAUCAUCAUCGUCAACAGCAAACUACUCCCCUGAAUACCUCUUCAAGAAAUAGUUUUGAAAUCAGUUUAUUAGAGGCAAUUUUAAACGGUGAUCAAUGUCAUCAGCAACAGUAUACUAGUCCUAUAACAAAAUCAUGUAUAAUGAUUCAGGUAGAUGUAUGGUCCCAAGAGAAUACAAGGAAAGCAUUUAUGGCAUGUGAUCAAAAGUUGGGAAAUUUUUGGGGAUUAUGUUACACUGACUUUGAAAACAAUUCUGAUGACAACAGUACUUAUGCAUCGCUUAUUCCUCCUGGUAAAGAUUAUAAACUUGUCAGCAGUUGUCGUAUUCCCUUAUCUGGGCUAUUAUUUUCAACACACGGUCUAAUUUCAUCACAAUGGUAUCCAUUAUGUUCAUUUACAAUAAGCGAUCAUAGUUCAUCACCCUCAAUGUCAUCAUCAUUGUGGGAAAGUAGAUUCAGUGGAGCUGUUCAACUGAGCAUGAAAUUAAUUGAUCCAAAUAUGAUUAAGAUAGUUCCAUGUUAUAAUACUACUAUAACAUCAAAUUCAAUUAACAAUAAUAAUAUUAUACACAAUUCUUCUGUAAUUCAUUGUCUGAGAGAUUGGAAUAUAUCAUUUAGUAUUGAAAAGCUGGAGAAUGGUCAAACUUCUGUGGUGGCGUUUAAAAAUGAAUCCGAUUACUGGAGAGAUGGUGUGGAUGAAUAUGGUUGUCAGUAUAAACACUUUACAAUGUAUCUUAAUUUUGCACAUAUACCAACAAUUAAGCAAUUAAUCAAGGAGACAUCAGAAUUGGAUGGUGGUGAUAGUACAUUGCUUAGAAGCUAUCCUAUGGAGAACAAUUUCAAAGCCUAUGUGUUUCUACGCUUUCAAUUUCCAAAUUAUGGUACACAAAUGUCUCAACUGGUCUAUUUACCGAAUUCUACUGAUCAAUUUGAUGAUUUGAAGUCUACUACUACUAUCAUUGAGUUUAAAGAAUAUAAAGAGUUUGUCAUUCCAGUUAGUUCAGAAUUAAGAUAUUUUCUGUCAGAAUCUUCACUUGAACUUCAAGUAUGGAUUAUUUGGACAGAUGAAAAUUUGAAGGAGACUGAUGUAAAAGGAAAUGAUAUUGGAUUUGGAGUAGCAGUAGAAGGGUACUCUUCAUCCACCCAUCGAGUCCCUGCACCACGUCAUCUGGGGACUGCAAUUAUCCCAUUGUAUCAUUUACUCUAUCCUAAACCAAAAAUGCUGAUGGAUAGUAUUCAUGCACAGUCGACCACUGGUGACGGUGGUGGUGGUACAACUUCACUAGAUGGUGAUUCUUCAGGAAUAUGUUGGUGGAAUAAGCAAUCCAAAUAUUAUAACAACAUUGAUGAUAUAAUGAAUUGCAGCGGUUUACCAGUAUAUCCAUUAUACCGUUCAAAUUCUUACCUUAAAAAUAAUAAUAAUGACAGUUGGAUCUCUGUACAAAUUGAAAUGACAGGAUCACGAACUGAAAAUUGUUUAAUGUCAAAACGUUAUCACAUGUGUAAAAUGAAUAAAUUAUCGAUACCGGAUAUUAAUGGACAACUUGGAUGGAACUUAAAAUAUUCUGGAAGGCAUCCUACCACAGACUUGAUAACACCAAAUAAUCUAAUCAAUAAAAAUUAUGGAUCACAUCAGUAUAUACAUACUACUGAAAUGUCUGCAGAAAGUAGUCAUAUGAAGAGGAGAACAAGCACAUUUCCUGCUGAAAUUAUCAUUGAAAAAGCAUAUCAUUUACGUCUGCCUCAUCACAAUAAAGCUAUUCAUUCCACGGAAUCAAGUGAGCAAAGUGAACCAUACUUCAAAUCAAGUGAUUAUAAACAGGAUAAAAAAUCCAAAUACUCAGUAUUUGUCACAUUCCCUGUUGACGGUAGUCUUGCUUUUAUGAGCAUGAGCAGCAGCAAUCCAGUAAAUAAACAUACAGCCACCGCCGCCACAACCAUUACUACUCCUGGUGCUGCUGCUGGUCCCGGUACUACUGACGAAGAAUCCCUUUGGAGACAAAUAUCCAAGUGUGCUACAAAUCCUAAUUCAUGUCGUAUUGCUGUAACACCAAAAGUGAAAAAUUUAGAAUAUGCUCAUUGGAAUUACUGUAGAUUUAUGCGUAUCCCAUUGGAAUUGAUAAAACCUUCGUGUAGUCAAGGUUUAGUAUUUCAUGUUUGGACUGUAAAUGAUGAAUCCACCAACAACGAUACUGAUCAUAUCCCCAGGUUGAUUGGUAUAGCUACAGUUGAUUUAACUACUCUAUCCCAUUUGUUUACAAAUCCAAUUCGAGUGAAUUCCACGCCAAAUUCAUAUAAUGAAUUUAAUCAAAUCUAUGGUUGGUAUCAUAUUUUCGAUCAGAAUACUGGAUGUCCAUCAGGCCAAAUUUUGAUCGGUGUCAAACCGUUGAUCAAUAAUACUGGUGAAACUGAUUUCAGUAGUAUAUCAUUAGAUAAUUAUAAUAAUUAUCAGACUAAACCUUUUGAAAAUUAUUCUGUAUUUCAAGAAGCUUUUCCUACAAUGCCAAUGUUGUAUUCUGAUUGUAUUCGAGCAUCAACUCACGCGCUUCCUGAUUGUCAUCUAGCCAAUUCUGACAAGGUGGCUACAAACAAAGAAGAACCUUGUCAAUCUGAAUUGAAUCGUUCUGUACUAUUUGAAAAUUUGAGGACUCGAUUAAAUGAAUUAGAUGAAAUGAAUAAUCGAUUUAAAAAUCGAUUAACAACUUUAACAAAUUCAAAUGAAAAAUUUUUUAGUAUAAGUCAUGAAAAUCUACAAAAUAAGGUGGCGGCGGUUGGGGUGUCAUUUCAAGGUCAAAAUGAAGUCACUAACGAAUCACAACCAGUAGUAGUGUCAUCAAGACAAGAAGAAGAAAGUAGUAGAAGUCAUCAAAUCGCAUCUAUGAAUCAUCAAUGUUCAGCUCCUUAUUCAAUAAUCAAUAAAGAAGGUGAAAAGGUGGAAUUACAACCUCGUUUAUCAAUUUGUAAUUAUCAGUUAUCUGGUCAAUCUAAUAUGCAGUUUGGUAGUGGGAAUUUGGAGGAGAGUGAAAACAUUACGCAAGCAAAUCUACUUUCCUCCAAAUCACCUGAUGAUUAUUCUUUUCACGAAACAAAAGAUAAUGAUGAUGAUGACAACCUGUUGAAUCGAUUAAAAAUUCAAACAAAUAAUUUUAAUAUCAAUAAUUGUUUGCCAUAUUCUGACAAGAAAACUAUCAAUUCUGAUAAUAAUAAUAAUAAUAAUAAUAAUAAUGCCAAUGAUAGUGAUAAUGAUGACAUAAGUAGUAAUGAAAAUGAAGAUGGCAGUGAUCACCAAUCAGACAUUUCGAUAAUCUCUCCCCUACCUGGCCAGUGUUCAAAUCUAUUUGAUGUCGAUGAUAAUGACUGUGGACAUCAGGUUGUCAGUAAUCAUGUACAAGACAAUGUUCAACCAACGACAAUUAUUGAAUAUGCUGCCGCUGCUGAUGGUGAUGUCGUCUCCAGAGAAAUUGAUGGUGAAGUGACAGAGGAAUCCCAUUUGAAUAAAAGUUACAACUUAUCAGAUAUUCAUAUGAUUACAAGUAAUAAGAAUGGAGUUGUUAUUGAUGAUGAUGACUCACAUGGAUGUAAUCAUGCAUUGAGACAAGAUCAUGGUGAUGCUGUGGAUGUAGAUGAUGAUGGCGGUCAAGAGGUUAUCUCUGAAACUUUAGCCUCAUCAGUAUCACUGCCCGACGAUGAUGAUGAUGAAGAAGCAGAAGAAGCGGGGGAUUCAAAUGUUUUGCACGCUGGUGAUGAUGAUGAUGAUGACCCUUCACAUACUACAACUGUUACUCGAUCGACAAUGACACAAUCACCUCCACCACUUAAUGAUGAUGAUGAUGUUGAUUACCAGUCAAUUAGACAACCUGAACUUUCAUUAACAAAUAGUCAUAUUCUACAGAGUAGUAGUAUUCAAUUCAGUAAACAAGAUGAAUUGUCGUCUAAGGAGAAAUUUAUUCAUAAUAAUAUCAUGUAUGAAUCAAAUAAAGAGAAUAAAGGAGACGACGAUGAUACAGAAGAAGCACCGCCUCGCGACGAUGAAACCUUAGAAGAUGACUUGAAAAUCAAUAAAGAUGAUGAUAUGCCAGAAACUAGUAGAUGGGAUGAAAAUCCUACUAGCAGCAGCAGCUGUAGUAAUACAGAAAAGCAACAGCAGCAAAAACAACAAUUAGUAACAGAUGAUUCGAACCAUCUGAUGCUUAUCCCGAAUUUCUUCCCAAUGACACCUCGAAUAGAAGAAUUAUUCACAAGUAGAUCAACUCAGGAUGAUAGUAAACAUGACAACGGUGAAAAAAAUGUUGUAGAUCCCCUGAGAAGUCGACUGAAUGCACGUUUAUCAGAAGCUGUCAAUACAGUGAACAGAAAAUCAUUUACAAAUAUGCCAAAUGCAAAAACAACCAGUAGUGGUGGGGGCGGUGGUGGUGGUGCUAGUUGUAGUACUAGUACAGAUAUGAUAAUCACUGAUACUAUUACUGCCCUAAUCAAUAGUGGUUAUAAAACAAGAAGUUUAAAAAAAGCAGAACGUGUUUUUAACAUGACAUUAAAAUAAUUUUUAAAAAAUACCUUUUUAUUAUGCUGAUUGAUUAUCUAUCAGUUUAGUCUUGUUAUUGACUUUUAUUACUGGGAAGUUUAACCCGUUUUUUUAAAAAAAGUAUUAAUAUUUUGUAACUUAUUGCUUCGUUCUUCCUUUUUUCUGUAAAAACGUACAAUAUAUACAUAUAUAUCCUUUUAUUCGAUAUAAUAUAAUACAAAGAGUUAUUGACAAUCUUCGACUUUUAAAAGAACACCGGAUUGAGUGAAGAAAUAUGCAUUCCUUUUCAAUUAGUUCAUCAUCCACUGGCUCUAC